AUGUGGGGGGGUUUUUGUUUGGUGGUGGGUGUGGAUGGGGAGGUGGGAGGGGGGAGUUUUGUGUGGGGUGUGGGGAGGGUUGUUUAUGGUGAGUUGAGGGUUGAUUGUGUGUUUGGGGGUUUGAGUUUUUUUGGGGGGGUGGUGGUUUUUUUGGGGUGGGGGGUGUUAUGGGUGUGUGGGGGGGGGAGAAUGGUGGUGGUGGGGGUGUAG
Messenger RNA from Knipowitschia caucasica, 210 nucleotides. Lineage: Eukaryota; Metazoa; Chordata; Actinopteri; Gobiiformes; Gobiidae. The record is from the annotation of a GenBank genome assembly.